Polyodon spathula (Mississippi paddlefish) is the source of this 1974-nucleotide messenger RNA. Its product is annotated as CUB and zona pellucida-like domain-containing protein 1. The transcript has 12 exons. Lineage: Eukaryota; Metazoa; Chordata; Actinopteri; Acipenseriformes; Polyodontidae. The record is from RefSeq and is a predicted model, not a curated record. The coding region runs from base 1 to 1959 and encodes 652 amino acids.
AUGGGUCUGCUUGUUGUGCUGCUUUGCUGUAGCCUGGUCUCCGGAGUCUUUGCAUCUCAUCUACAAGGUGGGAUCAUGACUUUCACACCCAAGGGAAGAAAUCCAGAUGGGACAAUCAGGGUAGACUUUCGUUACAAAGAGUCAUUCAGAAAUGGAUGUCAUCGGGAGUUUUAUUGGAACUGCCUUCAGGGAAACUGUGGUUCUAUUGAACACUUUGAAUACGGGACAAUUGAUAAUGACCCUUUAGGAGACAGCUGGUGUCAGGCAGAGGGCUACAUGUCAAGAAGCAUAUCGAGUGAUAAACCUUUUGACUUGCAGGACACAAGCUGCUGUUGGAUCUACAACUCAAAUUCUGCUUCCUCGUGGCUGCUGUUGACUCAUGUAGAUCUGGGCACAAGAUCAGAUAUUGGAUUCCCCAACAGAUCCCCAGUAACGACAAUCCUUCCAAUAAUCAGGGUGCCCAGAAACUGUCCAUCAACAUACACAUUAAUGGCACAUGACCCAGAUGGGGAUCGUGUAAGAUGCCGAUAUGGAGUUGCAAGCUACUCUGAGUGUUACAGCUGCUACAGACCUCCAAAUUUCCAUCUAGAUGAGUCAGUUGACCCUGCUGUGCCCUCCUGUAAUUUUGGGGAAUACAGACCACAGUUUCUAAAUCCAUCUCCUCCCCAUGGCAUCUAUGUAAAUGCAUCAGUUGGACAUGAAUUCCAAAUCCCUCUCAGAGCAGCAGCAACAAGGGACAGAAUAUAUGAUAUCAAGAUGAGUGGACCCCUUAACAUAACAAAAACAUUAAAAAACUACGAUAGCAACACUGGAGUCAUCGAUGUAAUGAUCACGUGGACCCCAACUGAAAAUGACUUUGGCGAACACAUUCCCAUAUGUUUCAUUGCAGAAACAGCAAGUGGGUACCAGUCUGAAAUGAGAUGCAUUAUUGUAGUUGUUGUUAAUGAAAUAGGUGAAGCUGAUAUCGAAUGCACUGACACAACAAUGACUCUGUACAUUUCCAAGUCUUUGGUCAGAGGACUUCAUGAAAAUCAUUUACGUUUAAAUGAUCCAACGUGUUCAGUGACAUCUAAUGGCUCUCAUAUUAUUGCAAGUGUGUCUCUGAACUCCUGUGGAACAAAACUGGAGGAAACUGAAAAUGAUCUCAUUUUUGGAAAUAAAAUUACAUCAUUUGAUCAUCCUCAUGACGUCAUAAUUAGAAAGCAUCAGAUCGAGAUACCGUUUAUUUGCAAAUUCCCCAAAAAGAGUCGACUCUCAGCCUCCUUCAAAGCACACAAGAGUGCUUACCUGUUCACAGAAGCCGGUUUUGGCAGUUUCACCUAUUUGUUUGAGUUCUAUGACAGCAGUGCUUUCAGCAGAAUGAUCAACCCAAACAGUUAUCCCAUAGAGGUGCAGCUACAGGACAUGAUAUACAUGGACAUCCAAGUACAGACAUCCCUUUCAACCACACAGCUGUUUGUGGAGUCCUGCAGAGCAACGCCAAAUGAUAACCCCAGUGAUCCCAUCUACUAUGAUAUCAUUAGCAAUGGGUGCAUUGAAGAUGAAACCACCGUUGUCUAUUUAAACAACCAGACAGAUUUCAGAUUUGGAUUGGAGGCCUUUAAUUUCAUUGGGAACUAUGAACAGGUGUACAUCAGCUGCACAGUCAUCCUGUGUGUAGCAGGGGAUCCCAGCAAUAGGUGUGCUCAGGGCUGCACCAAUGGUACCUCUAUUGGACAUCACCAUCGCAAGAGAUCACUGGCUUCACAGAGCCAGAGACACUUCAUAUCCCAGGGGCCUCUACGUUUUGCAAGGAGCUCUUCAGGCAGCCCAGGCUCCAAUCGGAAUUUGAACUUGAACAUCCUGGUUGUCGCUGUUGCUUUCAUUGCUGCCGUUUCCCUGGUUUGUGGAGUUCUGAUCUACAAAGCGAAAAUGACCAACAUUGUCAAAUAUGAAACCGUUCCUUCUGCUGACUUCUAAAAUCAGAAAGAAAGA